This is a messenger RNA of Corythoichthys intestinalis (scribbled pipefish), 1127 nucleotides long. RefSeq names its product NFU1 iron-sulfur cluster scaffold homolog (S. cerevisiae) (gene nfu1). The record is from RefSeq and is a predicted model, not a curated record. The transcript is spliced from 9 exons. Gene Ontology annotation, molecular function: 4 iron, 4 sulfur cluster binding; iron ion binding. Gene Ontology annotation, cellular component: mitochondrion. Bases 56 to 835 code for a protein of 259 amino acids. NCBI's taxonomy places the organism in Eukaryota, Metazoa, Chordata, Actinopteri, Syngnathiformes, Syngnathidae. Gene Ontology annotation, biological process: iron-sulfur cluster assembly.
GCACAAAAACAACUCACCAAUCACUUCCGCUUUAUAUCGGUUAUUCAAAACAAAUAUGGCGACUUCUAGGCAGGUCGGCAGUAUGCUAGCUAUAUCCGCGAGAUUCUUGCGUCCCAGUCUGGAUGCCCUUUGGCACCAUGGUGCUGCUCACAGCAGUCGAUGCCAGAGUUCUGGUUUUCAUUGGCUUUCACACAACACAGUGGUGAAGAGCAGAUUGCCUCAGCACUGCUUUGUCCCUGGGAGGAGCAUGUUUGUACAGACACAGGACACACCAAAUCCAAACAGCCUCAAGUUUCUGCCCGGACGUAUCGUUCUUGAAUCAGGAACUAUGGAUUUUUCCAGUCCCCGUGACGCAUACACCUCACCCUUAGCAAGACAGUUAUUUAGGAUUGAUGGUGUCAAGAGUGUCUUCCUGGGACCUGAUUUUAUCACCAUAACCAAGGCUGAUGAAAAUAUUGAAUGGAGAGUAAUGAAGCCUGAUGUUUUUGCGGCUAUUAUGGACUUUUUCACUUCUGGGCUCCCUGUCGUCAAUGAAGAUGCUAAACCAAGUGCAGACACAGCACCGUCGGAUGAUGAUGAUGAAGUAGUUGCGAUGAUAAAGGAACUGUUGGAUACCCGAAUAAGACCUACAGUGCAGGAAGACGGAGGAGAUGUUGUAUACCAUGGUUUUGAGGAUGGCGUGGUCAAGUUAAAGUUACAGGGAUCCUGCACAAGUUGUCCCAGCUCUAUUGUCACUUUGAAGAAUGGAAUCCAAAACAUGCUUCAGUUUUAUGUUCCUGAGGUUGAAUCUGUAGAACAGGUGAAGGAUGAGGAGGAGGAGGCUGCUCAUGUGUGACUGAAAUUCAGCAAGGACAACAUGAACACAUUCCUCACUACAAUAGGCAAUAAGGAGCAUCUAUGUGACUAGGAUACAGUACCACACCAUGGGAGUAGGCGUCCGCCAUUAUUUUAAUCAUAAAACCACUGAACAGUACUUCAAACCUGGGCAACUUUCUUUUUACUUCAAUAGCCAUUUCUUCUACUGUAUAAUCACGCAAGCAUAUACACAUCUUGAAGCUGCUACUCCCAAUGGCUUUAUUGUUUAAACGCACAAUAUUUAUAUUAUUAAAAUUUACUCAUAAACAAUC